UCCUCGAUUGAUUGUGCAUUGUGCGCUCUCGUGCCUUUUAGUGAACUUUCAAUUAUAUUUUAUCAAUUUUUUCGCUAUUUCUCGAAUUACAUACAUAAACCCAUCAGUAAACGUUUAUCAGUUCAGUUUAUUCAAUCAAUCUCUUCUUUCUACUUUGUUAGUGCUCCAUAAAGUUCCCGAGAGAUGGAUGCCCCUUUCAACGACUUGGAUCAGCGUUUGCUGGAUUAUCAACGUGAAUACUUGGAUUUUAUCGAUGAUGAGGAGGAUGAAGGAAUUUACCAGAGACGCGUGAAGAACAUGAUUGAAGACAAAAGAUGUCGAUUGGUUGUGAAUAUCAACGAUCUUCGACGAAAGAAUCCUGCCAGGGCUGCAGCUGUUCUAACUAAUACAUUUGAGGAGCAGCUUGCAUUCCAGAAAGCUUUGAAAGAAUAUGUAUCAACCAUUGAUCCUGUGUAUGCGAGUGAAGUAGAGGACUUCUACAUAGCGUUUGAGGGUAGCUUCGGUAACAAGCAUGUUACUCCUCGUACUCUUUCUGCUCGUCUUUUGGGCUGUCUAGUUUGCGUGGAAGGCAUUGUUACCAGAAGCUCUCUCGUACGGCCAAAAGUUGUGCGCAGUGUUCAUUACUGUCCUGCCACCACUAAGACUAUUGAAAGGCGGUACACUGAUCUGACAUCAUAUGAUCCAUUCCCGAGUGGUGCCACGUAUCCCACCAAGGAUGAAGAUGGUAAUCUUUUGGAAACCGAAUACGGAAUGUCUGUGUACAAAGAUCACCAGACAAUUACAAUUCAAGAAAUGCCUGAAAAAUCACCUGCCGGUCAGCUACCCCGCUCUGUCGACAUCAUUUGUGACGGUGAUCUAGUCGAUUUGUGUAAACCCGGAGAUCGGGUUCAGAUCGUCGGAAAUUUCCGUUGUCUACCAAACAAACAAGGAGGCUUUACAAGUGGAGCUUUCAGAACAAUAGUCAUCGCAAAUCAUAUUGCACAUCUCAGCAAAGAAGCUCAAACUUUUAUUGUUCGUGAAGAUGUACUUCACUGUCGUAAGUUAGCAAAGAGGAAGAAUAUUUUUGAUUUGCUGGCACAUUCGUUGGCCCCAUCUAUUCAUGGACAUGAGUAUAUAAAGAAAGCCAUUCUGUGUCUUUUACUUGGUGGCGUUGAAAAAAUCUUGCCAAAUGGUACACGCCUAAGAGGUGACAUAAACAUUUUGCUAAUCGGAGACCCUAGUGUGGCCAAAUCGCAGUUGCUGCGGUACGUCUUGAAUACAGCACCACGCGCUGUGACAACAACCGGUAGAGGAAGUUCAGGUGUUGGUUUGACUGCUGCUGUAACAACAGACAAUGAAACUGGAGAAAGAAGGCUUGAAGCUGGUGCCAUGGUUCUCGCCGACAGGGGAGUGGUUUGCAUCGAUGAAUUUGAUAAAAUGUCGGACAUUGAUAGGACUGCCAUCCACGAAGUCAUGGAACAGGGUCGAGUGACAAUCUCCAAAGCUGGUAUCCAUGCUCGUUUGAACGCCAGAUGUUCUGUCUUAGCUGCUGCUAACCCUGUUUAUGGAAAAUACGAUUCCUUCCGUACGCCCAUGGAAAACAUCGGUCUUCAAGACUCAUUGCUCUCAAGAUUUGAUUUGUUGUUCGUCAUGCUGGAUAAAAUUGAUGUCGACCAUGAUAGUAUGAUCGCUGAUCACGUUGUGAGGAUGCACAGAUACAGGAGUCCCAAUGAACAAGAUGGUGAGGUUCUACCCAUGGCCACUGAUGCAGACAUGCUGAGCACAUACGAUAUCAGUGCUGAAGAGGAAAACACUGCUAUUUAUGAGAAGUAUGAUGCAGUCCUUCACGGAACCACCCGAUCAAAAACCGAUAAAAUUUUCACUGCCAGCUUCAUGAAAAAAUACAUUUACAUCGCAAAAAUUCUGAAACCAGUACUCACCCAGGAGGCAUCAGAGAAAAUCGCCGAAAAGUACUCAAGGCUUAGAUGUUUGGAAUCUGUAUCCGGCAAUGAAGCCAGGACGCAACCUGUAACCGUUCGUACUUUAGAGACGCUGAUUCGAUUAUCAACUGCUCAUGCCAAGUGCCGUCUAUCGAAAACCAUUGAUGCUGUUGAUGCAGAUGUAGCUAUUGAGUUAAUCCAGUUUGCUCUAUUUAAAGAGGUUUUGGAAAAACCAAAGAAAAGCAGACGCGCAGAUGACGGUGAUGAUAGUCAGGCUGAAGAUGAUGAUGAUGAUGAAGAUGGUGGCAGUAGCAGACGAGGCAAGAGGACCCGCUCAGACAAGAGCAAAGAAAGAAGCGAGUACGAUUUCUCAGAUGAAGAUGAGCCAGCAACGGCUACACCAAGGUCAAAGAGGCAGCGUAGAGAUCCCGAGUCGCAGCCAGAAACAACAACAACAUCUCAAGAGCCUGCGGACGUUAGAGAAGCUGUCUUUGAUCAGCCUGCUACAGAAGCCCCUAAAUUACCUGAGCCCACAGCUAUUUCAAACGACAGGUUGAAAAAGUUCAAAGGUGUACUAGCUGACACCUUCCGUCAAGAAAGAGCUCAUACCCUGCCUUUCACUCGCAUUAUGCAAGCGCUCAAUCAUCCUAAUGAACCACAGCCUUUUGCUCCUGGUGAAGCAGCCGCUGCCAUCGUUCGCAUGACUGACGAUAAUCUGGUUUAUCAUACCGAUGGAAUUGUUUACCUCCUGUAAGAUUCCUGAGCAAGGAUCUCUUGUACCUAACUUAUUUUGUAAGUGAGAAAACUCUGCAUGAAAAUUGAUGUUUAGUGUCAAAUUGGCUGUGCUGAAAAAUAUUCAGUAUGAACUUUUGGAUGUCGCCUACUAACUUCUAAUAUUCACAUUUAUUGGCAACUUUAGGGUUUUCCCCUUGAAUUUUGCAGAGAAUUUUUAUCAUGAUUGAAACUAGUGUUACUGAAAGUUUUAAUGAAAAAUAUUCACAGCUUCUCUGAAAAAUAAAUCUUUUACCGGCAGAAAUCAAAGUACCCAAGUUGGAAAAUUAUUGCCAUGUAUGUCACUCUCCGAUUGAUUAACUAGUCCUAGUUUUCCAUGGGGCUCUCAAGGAGCAAUAAAAACUAAAUCUGAUUUAGAGAUAUUUGCAUUUUUGAGGGAGAAGAGAUUGUUUCUUGUUGUCGAAGUGAAAUUCUUUGAAAGAAUAUCCAUCCACGUCUGUUUAGAAAUUAUUUCAGAGGUUGAAAACUAAAAGAUUCUUGUGUGUGUAGAACUACAUUGCAAUCAUUUGGCUAAUAUUUGUCCCAAACUAGGAACGAGGGGGGCUUUAAAAGGGGAAAAAUGGCAGAACCAAUCAGAGAGCAGUGCAGUUUCUCAGUAGUACAAGGAUUGAGAUGGCAAUAAUCUACUUUCUUGGGCACCUUAGGAAAAAUUUGGUAACAUUCGAAAGUUCAAGCCACACUCUUCUUUAGCACAGCAGAACUCCACAUAGCUGAUCGUCUAAAGUUCAAAGCCUUGCAAUAUGCUUGGUGGAGGCUGAAAAGAAACUGUAGUUAAUAAGUCAGCAUCCAGAUGUAAUAACAGUGUAGCAAUGCGACGGUGUAAGUCGGCAAUCACAUAACUCAGUUUGCCAUGUUGCAGACUUCCUGUUAUACUUUAUUUUUAAACGGGAAACUACUCAACGGCAAUUCUUUAAAACUGCCGUGAUUUUUCUUCUCUGUGUGAAGAAAAUUCUGCAAAAAGGCAAAAACCUUAAGGAAUGAUGUCAAUUUAUUCUCCUUUUGAGAUAUGUGAUUGCGGACUUACGCCGUCAAAUGGCUAAUCUUGUUCUAAUUUCAAAUUUGCAUUAAGUCUGUACCUCUCUAAGUGCCACAUUUUGAUACAGUUCAUUGAGUUGUAAGAUAAGUUGUUUGAAAACUUCAGUUUUAAGUAUCACCGUUUCAUAUCAGAAAAUCUUAAAUGUUUUAACUGUAUUUUUGUACAAUAAAGUUUUUUAAUCAAAUUUUA
Messenger RNA from Bemisia tabaci, 3936 nucleotides. RefSeq names its product minichromosome maintenance 3 (gene Mcm3). Gene Ontology annotation, molecular function: ATP hydrolysis activity; single-stranded DNA binding; single-stranded DNA helicase activity. Gene Ontology annotation, biological process: DNA strand elongation involved in DNA replication; DNA replication; mitotic DNA replication initiation. Lineage: Eukaryota; Metazoa; Arthropoda; Insecta; Hemiptera; Aleyrodidae. The record is from RefSeq and is a predicted model, not a curated record. Gene Ontology annotation, cellular component: nucleus; MCM complex.